Daucus carota subsp. sativus is the source of this 532-nucleotide messenger RNA. RefSeq names its product hydrophobic protein RCI2B. The record is from RefSeq and is a predicted model, not a curated record. The coding region runs from base 83 to 247 and encodes 54 amino acids. NCBI's taxonomy places the organism in Eukaryota, Viridiplantae, Streptophyta, Magnoliopsida, Apiales, Apiaceae. The transcript has 2 exons. Gene Ontology annotation, cellular component: membrane.
GACAUAACACCAUAACUGCAUUUCCUCUGUUUCAUUUCAUUUUCUACUCUCUAAUUUUCUUUGUUCCAAGGCAAAAAAAAAAAUGGGAACCGCUACAUUUGUUGAAAUCAUCUUGGCUAUCAUCCUCCCCCCACUCGGUGUUUUCCUCAGAUUCGAAUGUCAGGUUGAGUUCUGGAUCUGUUUGUUGCUGACGUUCUUGGGGUACCUCCCAGGGAUCUUGUAUGCUCUCUAUGUCCUCACCAAGUAGAAUUCGGCUCUUGUUGCACUCACUUGGUGUUGCCGAAUUCUUUUAUCAUGAUGUUGAAGAUAUUUGUUUGUUUGUUUGUUUAGUAGUUAAUUACUAGUAGGUAUUGUGGUGUUGUCGAGGGCUCCAUGUAUUUGUGUUUUAGUUGAUUGUGUUUUCUGUAAUUGGAAUCCUUUCUUUUCCCGUGGGGUUGCUGAUUACCGUUGUUGUGUUGUUCGGAUCAGAUCGUCUUUCUCAAAGUGUCUUAAUUAUUUUGUUAAAUAAACUUUAUAGAUUCUCUUGUGCGAU